UGAAUCCGUGCUGUUCGUCGAGAACGGCAAGUAAGCGCGUUUGUUUCUCGUUGUGCGUUUCGCGGUGGUACGAAUGACAGGGAAGUUGCCGAUCACGCGAUACGAUCUAUCGUCGGUAGAAAGAUGCAGGUGAGCGCAUGAGCACGUCGACGAGAGACGCGUGCGUUCAGUGAGAAAAUGUGAGCCGGAACCGAAAGUCGCGGAAACUCCAGCAGCUGUUCGUCGGAUGAGAAGACGAAGUGGCGGUGAUCCACGAGGAAGAAGUUUUUUCUCUACGUUGGAACAAGUCGAGGAGAAGAAAGAUGGAGACUUCUCAGGGAUACGAAGAUCAUACCAUAUAUAAGACACGAUCACCCUGCAGCCUGCGAAAACUGGGAGACAUGAUGCCGGCUCGUGUGGUGCUCUACAUGCUGUCGUUCUCCGGAUUCACGGUCUCGUUCAUGAUGAGGAACGACAUCAACAUCGCCAUGGUGGCGAUGGUGAAACCAGCGUCCGCGACAUCGUACACCAAUGUCGCGGCGACGUCCCAACACUGUUACGCAACGCUGAACACGACGUUCACCAACAACAGUACACCGAUCAGACCUGAGGAUCAAGGAGAAUUCGACUGGAGUCCAACCAUACAAUCCGCCAUCAGUGGCUCGUUCUACUGGUGUUACAUCCUGUCACAAGUCGUCGGCGGUGUUCUGACACAGUACUUCGGCACGAAGACAGUUUUCGGUGGCUCGCAAUUGAUCACAGCAAUAUGUAGCUUGCUGAUGCCUUCUGCAGCAGGUAUCCAUUAUGGCUUCAUGAUCGCUCUGCGCAGUAUACAGGGUAUCGCCAGUGGUCUCACGUGGCCCGCGAUGUACGCCAUAGUCGGACACUGGAUCCCACCGGUGGAGCGUUCACGUUUCAUGUCUUCCUUCCAAGGGUUCAGCUUCGGCAUCGGGAUAACCUAUCCACUGUGCGGAUUCAUCAUUGCUCAUUUCGGAUGGAGAGCGGUGUUCUACACGACCGGCAGCAUCGGUAUGUUCUGGUGCCUUUUCUGGUACUUCUUCGCCUUCGACACGCCUGCCUCGCAUCCGAGAAUAUCCCAGCAGGAGCUACGGUACAUUCAGAGCAGCGUUGGAAAUCAGGUUCAUGGGACGAACGAGAGUAUGCCUGUUCCAUGGAGAUCCAUCCUCACAUCCUGGCCAGCAUGGUCAAUAGGGAUCACCACGUUCGGAAGAAUAUGGGUGCACUAUAUCUUCAUCAUCUCUGGACCAAUGUACAUGAAGACAGUUCUAGGAUUCAGUAUUCAAGCGAAUGGUGUUCUCUCAGGUUUACCAUUCAUCUGUAGCUACUUCAGCUCCGUUGCCUUCUGUUAUGUCGCUGACGUUCUCGUCACACGACAGAUUAUGUCGUUGACGAACGUUCGUAAAGUGUUCACCGCUUCCUCACAAGUAGUUCCUGGUAUAAUGUUAGUGUUGAUCGGCUACCUGGGCUGCGAUGUAGUUCUCGUUUUAGUCGUGUGGUUCAUAGCCGUCACUCUUAUCACUGCUGCCUAUGCUGGAGCAAUGGCGAGCAUCGUUGACAUCGCUCCAAAUUUUGCCGGUCCAAUAUUGGCGUUCGCGCAAACAAUUCACAUGUCCGCCAGUUUCCUCUCCCCCGUCGUGGCUGGUUUGCUCACUCAGGAAAGCCAAGCACUCGACGCGUGGAGGCAAGUGUUCGGUGUGACCGCGUGCGUCGCGUGCGGCACAUACCUGGUCUAUCAGAUAUUCGGCACCGGUGACAUCCAGCCGUGGAACUAUCCCGAUAAAAAGUAUCCGCAGUCGGUUCCAGAGGACUCGCAACCCUUGAACGAAUCUCCUCGAAAGAACGGUAAAAUCGUCAAGUCCCAGUCGAACACUUCCGAGGAAGCGUAACACAGUCCAGUACGCUCGUUCAACGAAGAAACAAGCUCGCUUCGUGUCUCGAGAUGUUAUCAAUUAUCUCCGUGCGUCUCGAACGAAACAGGCGAUCUGAGAUUCUCUAUAGUUUAUAGACGUACGCAAACAUA
Habropoda laboriosa is the source of this 2020-nucleotide messenger RNA. Its product is annotated as sialin-like. The record is from RefSeq and is a predicted model, not a curated record. Gene Ontology annotation, cellular component: plasma membrane. NCBI's taxonomy places the organism in Eukaryota, Metazoa, Arthropoda, Insecta, Hymenoptera, Apidae. The coding region runs from base 303 to 1886 and encodes 527 amino acids. The transcript has 12 exons. Gene Ontology annotation, molecular function: transmembrane transporter activity. Gene Ontology annotation, biological process: monoatomic anion transport; transmembrane transport.